This is a messenger RNA of Papilio xuthus (Asian swallowtail), 1216 nucleotides long. RefSeq names its product monocarboxylate transporter 1. The record is from RefSeq and is a predicted model, not a curated record. The transcript is spliced from 7 exons. Gene Ontology annotation, biological process: monocarboxylic acid transport; transmembrane transport. NCBI's taxonomy places the organism in Eukaryota, Metazoa, Arthropoda, Insecta, Lepidoptera, Papilionidae. Gene Ontology annotation, molecular function: monocarboxylic acid transmembrane transporter activity. Bases 75 to 1130 code for a protein of 351 amino acids.
UACAAUGCUUUAUCUAGUACAUCCGGACGUUGUUAACAGUUCAACUGUGUAACAGACGAGUAAGGAACAUCACUAUGGUGACUGGUGGUCGUGUUGAAAAUAAUAAAAUCGAAAUAAGUGAUAGUGAGGAUGUACCUGAUAAUAAUAUAUGGGGAUAUAUUGUUGGUUUUGGUACAAUCAUAACAUUUAUUGCAGGAAUUGGACAUGUGAAUUCAUUUGGACUUAUUUACAAUGAUUUUAUUAUUGAAACAAAUUCUACUGCAAAGUCAUUGACCACCGCACAUGGAGUGUUCGCCAUAAUGCUGGCUAUUGGAGGAUUGUUCCUCAAUAUGAUAAUAAAAAAACGCUCUUUAAGAUUUGGUGGAUUACUGGGUGCAUUAAUAUUUUCAAUUGGAUCUUUAUUAACGAUAUUAAUAACAAAUACAAACCAACUGCCUCUAACAUUUGGAACUCUACAAGGAGUUGGUUUCGGAAUGAUGGUACCAGUUUGUUAUUCAACAUUAAAUUAUUACUACGUCAAGAGAAGAACGCAAGUAAUGAGCGUAAUAAAAGCACUACAAGGAUUUAUUCUAAUGUGGUAUCCACAGUUAAUUAAACUAUUUAUGACGGAAUAUGGAUUUAGAGGGACAUUGUUAAUAAUAUCAGGAAUAUCGUUGCACGGUAUACCAGGCAUGGCUGUUAUGAGGACUAAGCCAUUAAGAAAUUUCCGAACCGCAAAAGAUGCCAAGAAUGAUGGUGAACAAGAAGAUUUAUUGAAUGUUGAAAAUGGUAAACUAAACGUGCUGAAACUAAAUGAGAAGAAUUUAACAGACGAAGAAGAUAAAAGCAAAAUAAAAGAAAUUAGGCACGAAUUGUUGAAACUACUCAAUAUAAAAGUGUUAAAAGAUCCAGUUUUCUGCAACAUUUGUGUGGGACAGAGUUUUGUGAGCUUCUCUGAUCUGACAUUUUUCAUCUUGCUGCCGAUGCUUUUGUUUCAGUACGAAUACACUUCGAGUCAAGUGGCAACAUGUAUAUCUAUCACCGCAGCUGCUGAUGUGGCCGGUCGCUGCAUCCUCGCGGUUAUAAGCAGUAUUAUAAAUAUUAAUACAAGAGUUCUCUACUACAUAGCUACGGUUUUCACACUUAUAUGAUGCUGCAGGUCCGUGAGUUCGUUUAUGUCGCGGUUGUAACGGGUGCAUUGGGCGUGCUACGCGCGUGGCUGCACGUUGCCAGCCCG